This is a messenger RNA of Papaver somniferum (opium poppy), 636 nucleotides long. RefSeq lists its product as uncharacterized. Bases 1 to 636 code for a protein of 211 amino acids. The record is from RefSeq and is a predicted model, not a curated record. The transcript has a single exon. NCBI's taxonomy places the organism in Eukaryota, Viridiplantae, Streptophyta, Magnoliopsida, Ranunculales, Papaveraceae.
AUGAUGAAGACGCGAAGAGAUGGUGGUAGGCGACAGUUGGAUGAAGCAAUAGAAGAAUCGGGGAAAACACCAUUCGCAAGACGGAUACAACUCGCAAGAGUACCACCUAAAUGUAACCUACCUGUAUUCACUAACAUAUUUGAUGGAAGCACAUGCGCAAUACAUCAUAUUAGGGCAUAUAGUCGAUCCUUAUUACAGUGGGAGGAAAACGACGCGGUGGUAUGUAAGUAUUUCCCGACGAGUCUAACAGGAGAAUCUUUGCAAUGGUUUGAAGGACUGCCAGUGGGAACCAUUAGAUCAUUUCAUCAUUUACAAAACAUCUUCCUAGGACAGUACAUCAGCAAUAACAUGUUACGCCCAGGGAUUGAAAAGGUGUUCAGCUUACACAGAAGGAUCAAUGAGAGCUUACGCAGUUUAACAAUGCAUUGGAGGAGCAUGUGCAGUGAAAUGGUUGGACGAGUAGAUGAGCGAAACCUUAUACUAGAUUUUAUCAAUGCACUUUUUCCUACAGAUUUAUUGUAUAUACAGAUCUUCAGGACAAAAGAUACAAUAACCAUGGCGGAGUUGUGCAAUUUCCAAGAAGAAUACAUAGCUGUUGAAGAAAACAAAGAGAAAUGGAGUCUUACCCAGUUGUGA